CUUGGUUGGAACCGCUCCCUUCUCUCAUUGAUCAGACCAGGUCGUCCCAGGACCCACAUGGAUUCAAGACUCCUCAUUUGUGCUGUGGUGCUUUUGGCCUUAAUGCUUAAAGAUACUGCGGCACAGUCAGAUGUGUGUGGCACUGCUCCGCUCAACACCAAAAUUGUUGGAGGCCAGGCUGCUCCAGCAGGCACUUGGCCCUGGCAGGCUAGCCUGCACAAGUCUGUCAGACAUGUGUGUGGAGGUUCCCUCAUCAACAGGGAAUGGAUUCUAUCUGCUGCCCACUGCUUCGACAGCGCAAGUACAUUUGGCUGGACCAUUUACCUUGGACGGGACACUCAAGGCAGCAUCAAUCCCAAUGAGGAGUCCAGAACCUUGUCCCAGAUCAUCAGGCAUCCUGACUACAGCAGCAUAACUAAUGAUAAUGACAUUGCUUUGUUGAGGCUCUCCUCCCCAGUGGACUUCACUGACUACAUCAGACCAGUGUGUCUGGCUGCAGCGGGAAGCGUCUUCCCUGCCGGGACCACCAGCUGGGUCACAGGCUGGGGGAAUAUUGGCUCUUCAGUUCCCCUGCCUGCACCACAGAGGCUGCAGGAGGUGGAUGUCCCCAUCGUGUCCAACACCGUGUGCAAUGCCAACUAUGGUGGAGGAAUCACAGACAACAUGAUCUGUGCAGGUCUGUCGGAGGGAGGGAAGGACUCUUGUCAGGGGGAUUCAGGUGGCCCCAUGGUGAACAAACAGGGCUCCCAGUGGAUCCAGUCUGGAGUCGUGAGUUUUGGUCAGGGUUGUGCUGAGCCUAAUUUCCCAGGCGUCUAUGCUAGAGUGUCCCGGUACCAGUCCUGGAUCAACAGCCAGAUCCAAAGCAACCAGCCGGGCUUUGUUUCUUUCUCAGGCUCCACUGACGUUUCCGGUGGAACAAAUCAACUCUUUUCCCUUUCCAUUGCUCUGUUUGUGUCCAUUUUACCUGUGCUCUUCUCUGUAUGUCUCCUCUCAUAAGAACUGGCAGGUCCCCUUUUAAAGAAAUAGUUGGAGGACAAGCAAUAUCUUGGGCUUGGGUCGGGUUUGGGCCCAAAAUAAGAAUUGCCGUUGGGUUCGGGUCAGGUUCGGUUAAUACGCUCUUGGGCCCUGUUUGGGUUUGGACAAAAAUUUGUGGCUCAGUCCACACUCUAGUGGUGAUAUCUCCUUCUCAUUGGUACACAAUACUGGAUAGUGGCAGGAUGCUGCACAUGCUAAAUGCUAAAUGCGAAUCUCAAAUUUUUCAAAAUGGGUGAACUAUCACUUUAAGGUAUUGAGGUAUUUUUCUGAGGAUUUAAAACCAAGGCAUAGGCAGGGAAUAAGCUAUAGGCCAAUAUUGGCCUUUCAUUCAAAAUGUGAUAUUAGCCAGUCAAUACUCAUCAUAAAUAUCCAACAUGAUCAAUUUGUUUGAUUAUACAAACCACAGUGGGACGUCCUGAACCACGUUGUGGGUUUCAGUCCAAUGCUCAAAAGGCUUUUUCCAUCCUGAUAAGAUUUUUUUUUUCUAUUCUGGUCUUUUUAGUCUGAAAAUUGUUAGAUUUUAAUAUACUUAUUAUGAAUACAAAUUUUACAUAUUUUACUCUAAAAUGACUUAGAAUUUAUUGCUGAUCAAAUUUGAAUGUCCUGGGCAUAGUAGGGGAGUUGCAAUAUACCUUCUACUGAUGAUAACCGUGAUUUAAAAAAAAA
Messenger RNA from Myripristis murdjan (pinecone soldierfish), 1701 nucleotides. Its product is annotated as tryptase-like. Gene Ontology annotation, biological process: proteolysis. The record is from RefSeq and is a predicted model, not a curated record. The transcript is spliced from 6 exons. Gene Ontology annotation, molecular function: serine-type endopeptidase activity. NCBI's taxonomy places the organism in Eukaryota, Metazoa, Chordata, Actinopteri, Holocentriformes, Holocentridae. Bases 58 to 996 code for a protein of 312 amino acids.